AUGCAACAGGACGAAUCUACUAGAGGUCACUACUCUGAUCCUCUAACUUCUAGAUUGACUCCUCUGAGACCAGACUUUCUUGAAAACGCGCCCGGCUUUGAGUCAAGAGCACGUUCGCUGUCCCCAAGCAAACGCCUUGUCAAACAACCGCUCCAUAUUCGUAUGAAUCUGACUGAAAGUCAAGUUGACAAGAUCACAGACGCGUUUAGCCAGAACGUGUACAACAGCCCGAAGAAAUCAACAAAGUCUAGGAAGAAGCCUGUGAUGGCAACGCCGAGAUCAACACCACGAAAGAAGAAACAGAGAAGCCCACAAACUCGUGAUUCACACAAGUGGCUCGCAGGAGAUGGCAGUUUUGUGGCAGACUCUCCAACCUUUUCUGAGCUCAUGCCUGGCCGCCGUUCAGACUCUUCCAGAGACAUGUUCUCGGCGAGUAUAGCAGAGCGUCGACAACGCAAUGCGCCCUCUCCAUUGCAACUCGAGACAACUCACCGCAGCGGGGCUUUAUCUCGGUCAUUCGAGAUCGAGGACAACCCAGGUGAAGUCUCUCCUCUUGGCGAAGGGCGUUUUGAGCGUGGUCCAAUCUUUGAAGAUGAUUCUCCUUCGGUCUAUUCUACUCAACCUACAGCUCGUCCCUCCCCACUCCAUCUCAGUCACGUUCGGUCGCAUUCUAAAGUAAAUGGAAAUGGAAACGAUUCUUACAAGGAGUGGCUUAUGAGUCACGACCCGUCUAUGGUUAGAGAAUCAGAAACCCGUACGACGACUCUGGUCAACAGACCCCGACGCUCCAAGAGUUCAGCUGAUGGAUUGAGAAUGGCUCAAGCCAUGGAGCUACACUCGCCGACCGCUCAGGUCGUAACUGUGCAUGCGAACAACCACGGCAAUCAAGUUUCCCAGAACACUCCUCUGUUUUCUCCACUUCAAUUCUAUUUCAGAGGAGCUGACUACCCCAGCACGAAAAAAGGAGAGAAGGAGAUGAUCGGAGACAACGGUUGGCUCGAGCGUACUGAUCGAGGUGUCGUUGAACAUGUGAACAAGACGCCUCAAAAGAAAACUCGGAUACUGGACAGUAUCAAGAAGAUGGCUAGAGAUGUGGCGGAAAUUCAUACUUCUCGCCGAGCUCAACCUAUACUUCGACCUCGUGCACCAUCUCAUAUCGCCAUUUCGUUGAACGCCAGAGAGCAAAGCCUGCUCUACUGCGAACUGGAAUUCAACCUGAGCACAGCUUUGAAUGAUUACAUCGUAGUGCAGCUGGACAAGGGUCGACUUGUGCCAGACAAACUCAAAAAGGUGGCAGAUGCGUGGCAUAGCAAGGGUCGCCCCAAGGUCGUUGGCUUCCGGUACGAUCUCGAGACGCAGCUCGAGCUGAUCAACCUUCACAUUGACGAUUUCCGUUUCUAUGGUCGUCGACAGGCUGACCCGACCGAGAUUGGUGGGCUUUUGCACGCCAUGAAGGUCAACGCCAGAGCCAUAGGCGUCCGCACUCUCUGUCAGCCAGACUCUGUUAUCGCAAAGCAGCUGGUAGAUGCGCAGUCAAUUUUUAAGAUGCUCGGUGUUCUAGAUGAACAGCAGGUCGCUCUUGCUGAGAUUGCUCAGUUCUUCAAAGUGAUUGUUGAGAGGGAACUGGAUAAGCGAGAAGGCAAUGGUGGUCAUGGCAAGCAUUCUCGUGAAGAACGACAAUAG
This is a messenger RNA of Fusarium poae, 1683 nucleotides long. RefSeq lists its product as uncharacterized. Bases 1 to 1683 code for a protein of 560 amino acids. The record is from RefSeq and is a predicted model, not a curated record. The transcript has 3 exons. NCBI's taxonomy places the organism in Eukaryota, Fungi, Ascomycota, Sordariomycetes, Hypocreales, Nectriaceae.